This is a messenger RNA of Funneliformis caledonium, 1089 nucleotides long. NCBI's taxonomy places the organism in Eukaryota, Fungi, Glomeromycota, Glomeromycetes, Glomerales, Glomeraceae. The record is from the annotation of a GenBank genome assembly.
AUGAAAACCAGUUGUGUAACUGAUCGAUAUAUAUCUAUUCUUAAUCGGUUGGCUGAGGUCGUUAAAUGGAAACGAACAGACGUUCUUGAAUAUAUAAAGUCCAAGCAAAAUGACUUGGAUCUAGAUGACGAAGAUAUAAAGAUAAUUGAGAAGAACAAGGUCGCUGGUCAAGUCUUCAUUAAUUUAACGGAAGAAAAGCUUUUAGCCCCUCCAUAUAACCUUCUCGGCGGACCAGCCGGAGCCAUAGCCUUUUUGAUCAAAUCACUCAAAGACGAAGUGCAAGCAUCUUACAUCUCAUAUCUAGCAGUGGCAUCAACCAAUGAACUAGAAAAGUCAGAAGAAAGUUUCCAAGAAAAAAAUGACUUACAAACCGACGAAGCUAUUGAAAAGACGUGUAUUAAUGAACCUUCUUGUAAUCUUAUCUCGGCUUCUGGAGAAAUAUUGGUUGGCCCUUACUUGCCCGAAACAGAUGAUUUAAUACGAAACACUGAAGCUACCGAAAAGACAUGUACUAACGAACAUCCAAUUUCGACUUCUAAUUUUCUACCAGAGACUGCCUCUCAGCUUCUUAGAUAUUAUGAUGUUUGGAAUCGUCCUCACAAGGAAUGGCCUAGUCUCAGUGAAUUUUCAGAUCAUCUAUACAAAGUCCAUAACAUUUCCAAAAAAGAUCUUGUACAUUCUUCUUUCAAGAUAGAGAUCGGAAUUUUACAAAAGUUAUUUGCAAAGCAACAUCCCGCUCAAAGUCGGCUUUCAGAAUUGGCUAAUAUGGGUAAAUUAGCUGUUUCUGAGGGGAUAAUCGUGUCUGAUUAUGCUUUAGUGGGGAGAAAUCUCGUUGCAAGAUGUGUACUUUUUCAACAGACGCCACGACUUAUAAAAAAGGUUCGUAGAGCUAAAGUAACUGAAAAGUCCACAAAACAAAAGGUUUUAAAACAAAAAAUUGAACUUGCAAAGGAUUCUGUAAUUCUUAAUGGAUUUCAUCGAAUAAAUCAACACUAUGAUGAUUAUCAUGAGGCAAGCUCAGAUUUGAUUAAACGAAAUCUAGAUAAUGGUGACUCACAUGACGAAAAAGUAAAAAGAUUUAGGAAGUAA